Xenopus tropicalis (tropical clawed frog) is the source of this 1158-nucleotide messenger RNA. RefSeq names its product histone H2A type 1. The transcript has a single exon. Lineage: Eukaryota; Metazoa; Chordata; Amphibia; Anura; Pipidae. Gene Ontology annotation, cellular component: nucleus; nucleosome; chromosome. Gene Ontology annotation, molecular function: structural constituent of chromatin; DNA binding; protein heterodimerization activity. Bases 31 to 423 code for a protein of 130 amino acids. The record is from RefSeq and is a predicted model, not a curated record.
UGUUUCGUCUAUUUGAAUACAGAAGCUGAGAUGUCCGGAAGAGGCAAACAAGGCGGGAAGACUCGGGCUAAGGCCAAGACCCGCUCAUCCCGGGCUGGGCUGCAGUUCCCAGUUGGCCGAGUUCACAGGCUCUUGAGAAAGGGCAAUUAUGCUGAGCGGGUGGGAGCCGGAGCUCCGGUCUAUCUGGCCGCAGUGCUCGAAUACCUGACCGCUGAGAUCCUGGAGUUGGCCGGGAACGCUGCCCGGGAUAACAAGAAGACCCGUAUCAUCCCCAGGCACCUGCAGCUCGCUGUGCGCAAUGAUGAGGAGCUGAACAAACUGCUCGGAGGAGUCACUAUCGCUCAGGGCGGGGUCCUGCCCAACAUCCAGUCCGUGCUGCUGCCCAAGAAAACCGAGAGCGCCAAGGCGGCCAGGAGCAAGUGAGAUGCCCGGUCACAGCGCCCCCAUCAGGAAACAACACAAAGGCUCUUUUCAGAGCCCCCACACCGGCUAAAGAGGACUGCAUGGCACAUACUGUUCAGAAGUUACACGAUAACUUUACAGUUCAAUACUUUCUGCCGUAGAACCAGAUCUCGUUACUUUCAGAUUGGUUAUAAGAAUUCCUGAGGAUUGCGUUCUAUUAUACAGGCCCAAUAAAAUCAAUGAAGUAGCGGUGUGACUGGGAUAUAAUAAGCGACUCGGAGUCUAAUACCGAUAACUAAAAUUCCUUUAUUCAGUCGCGGUUACAUCCCAUUGCAGUAUCUGGCAGUGCGGAUCUAUUAGAAUGUUGUCUGGCACUGAAGGGUCUAUAAUCCCAGUUACUCAGAGGGGCAGCGGGGAUCCCAUAGCAGCCAAUCAGGGAGCAGAACAAAGCGGCUGCUUUACAGAAUAUAGAUACGGAGCUACUUCGCCCGCAGCAAAAAGGGAAAUAUUCAACUGUUUCAUCGUAACGACCAUUUCAUUGUUCAAUGUUUGAAAAUAGCCAAUAGCGCGCAAGCAUUUUGGCGGGAUUUCUGUAUUCAUAACUGAGAACCCCUGGGUGGGUUUAUAGCGAACCAAUUAUGGGGAUUAUUUGCUCGGCGGUUUAAACGCAAAACUGUUUUCAGCCGGAUAAAAUCACGUAAAUUAUGAGAAUAUAAACUGAAUAAAAAUAAAUUAACUGGAGCUUCCAUCAUUCCC